This is a messenger RNA of Uloborus diversus, 5694 nucleotides long. Its product is annotated as DNA damage-regulated autophagy modulator protein 1-like. Lineage: Eukaryota; Metazoa; Arthropoda; Arachnida; Araneae; Uloboridae. The transcript has 8 exons. The record is from RefSeq and is a predicted model, not a curated record. The coding region runs from base 342 to 1232 and encodes 296 amino acids.
GCCAAGCAGAAGUUUAACUGAAAACCAAGACUGGUCGUGCUGAAAACAAAGUAGAGUUUUCAGUUUGACGUUUUCACAAAACUUCAAUUAACCAUCCGUUUUCGUGCAUCUGAGGACUUUUAACAUUUGUUUAAUUGUAUCAAUUGCUACAUCAUCUAUAUUUUGCUUACGUAGUGACAAUUUGAAUCUACUAUAAACUGCCGAUUGUCUUUGUUUUGACACCUAAUAUGAAAAGGGUGAUGUAGCUGUGAUGAGUUCUGAAUGGGAAUGUGAAAUUAUCAGUUCAAAGAAUCCGGGUGGCGAUCGUACCAGAUAUCUAAGUCGAACAUUUGACAAGAAAGAUGGUGUUGAGAAACAUUCAUAUUUUACCCAUCUUCAUUUCUGUUUUAAUUCCAUGUUCAUUUAUACUUACAUAUGCCUUAGCUGUUUAUCUUAAACAUGUUAAAGCAGAAUUUCCAUACAUUAGUGACACUGGUACUACUGUUCCAGAGAGUUGUAUAUUUAGUCAAGCAGUCAACUUCAUUGCUUUUCUCUUGGCAUCCUUGAUGUAUAUAAGAUACAAACAAGUUGAACAGCACUACAGAGAUCAUCUUUCAUCAGAAUAUACAAUUGUACUUAGAAUCAAUAAAAUUGCUUUAUUAGUUGGAUGGUUAGGCUGCUUUGGUGUGAGUGUGUUGGCUAAUUUUCAGGAAACUUCAGUUUUAAUUGUUCAUAUGACUGGUGCAUGUUGUGCAUUUGGGUGUGCUACUGGAUAUAGUUGGUUACAGACGAUAAUAUCGUAUUAUGUCUGUCCUCUUUUGAAUUCCUUAUUUGUUGCAAGACUUCGAGUAGUGCUGUCUUUAAUACUCACUGCAGGAUUUGGACUAACUCUCAUUGCUGGGAUAAUAGCUCACAAUAGUUUCCAUGGUAAAGAUCCUACCAAGUGGAGUUAUGACGAUGGGGGAUUUGUUGCCCAUGUGAUUAGUACAGGUGCGGAAUGGGUUUUGGUUAUAGCUUUCGACCUUUUUAUACUUACUUAUGCUAAAGAAUUGAAGAGUGUUUCAAUUUCCUCACCACAGAUUAUUUUUGUAAUUGAAGAGCACAAUUUGCAAAACACCGACUUCUACACCAGUGAAGAUCACGUCAACAUCAAAACUUCUCAAAAUAGUUUACGCAUUAAUUCUGUAUCUAAUAGCCCUCAUGCUGAAUUUGGUUCAGAAAACAUGCUAACUACGCAAGCAAUUGUUCAUUAGUUAAUACUUAUGCUCAAUUAUUGUACAAAAUAUUUAUGUUUUUACCCUGGUUUUAGUUGUUAUGUGUGACGUUAAUUUUUAUUUUGUAGAACAUAAACAUUUAUGCAUUUCUCUUAUUUUAAUUCGAAGGAAUAAUAUUCUAGAAGUUGCUUCCUGUAUACCUAUCAUUUUCGGUGUAUAAUUUUAUGAAUUUCAAAAUUAAUAAUUCUAUUUACAGAAUGUUUUAUGUUCCUUGCAAAUUUUUAAAAGUUUAGCAUCUGCCAUUAUUUUAUGUAGAAAAACUGAAAAUCAAUGUAUUUAGGAAACUUUUAAAAUAAUGCUGACAAAAUUUUUCUUGCAUGGCAUUAGUCUGAAUAAUCUGUUUGACAUUUUUUUAUGUAACCCAAAACUUAGUUUAAAAAUAUCACUUAAAUUCUGCUAUUGGGGAUUUUUUCUGAAAAUCUAGAACUUUAAUGUGUAAUAAUUAGAGUUAAUUCACAAUGCAUGCUUAAACCAUAUUAUAGAAAAGAUAUAGGUAGAACCAUCCAUGGAACUAAUAUACAAUGUAUUAUAGUAAUCUGGUUUGAUAAUGAAGGAAAAAACACAAUUGUGCAUUUUGUUGCAUAAUAUAUUUUAAUCCUAAAGCAUACAAGUUCCUAUUAUGUUGCUUUUGGGUUAAACGUUAUUACUUUGCAUAAAAUAUAAAUUUCAAAAUCAGAUAAAAAUUAAUGAUAGAGGCACUGAUUUCUCACACUUACAUAUUUAUUUCUAGACAUUCUAUUCAGGGUUCCUGAUCUUUUUUAAUCUUCAAAAAUUUGUAGAUAUUAAUUACUUUACAUUUAUAAACGUAAUAUAUUUCAUAUAAUAGAUGAAUCCAUUCACUUUUCUUUUAAAACUAAGAUAAGUUCUCAAACUAUUCAAUACAUUUUAAAGAUUUAUAAAUACGUUAUAAUAGAUGGGAUGGGAUUUUGUUUUAUUCUAUGCUUUAAGAUAAGGUUUCCAUCAUCAUGUAUGAUUUAGUGUAAAAUAAUAUGUUGUAUAACUACUUUUCUUAACUGUAUUAGUCAUGGUGUAGAAGAAAAACUGUAAAUUUUUAUUUGGUUCUGAACUGAAUUGAACUGUAAUUUUGGAGUAAAAGUAAUAUUACAAGAGUGAAAAUCUGUUUCACACACAGAAAGAGGGAUCUGUCGUUUCAUGUGCUGAAGUUAAAAUAGUAUAAUGCAGUGUAGUUAAAUUUAGAGCAAUACAUACCAAAAAUGCAAAAUUAAUUUAUAAAAAUAAAGUUAACUGAUUUUAAUUACUGAUUUUGUUUUUAAAAAAAUCAUUUUAUUUAAAUCAUGAUUUAAAUCAAGGAACCCUGAUUCUAUUUAAUGCCAUUUUUCUGAAGGUAAACUGGCGGUACCUGUGAUAAAAAUAAAAUCUUUUUCAGUAUAGAAAAUUACAGAAUGUGUUAAAAAUACAACGAGAUUUUUGAAAGGAUUGGUUAAAUAGAGAAUCAAGACUUCCACCAUCAGCAGAAUAUUUUCAUGCAUGAAAAUUCAUGUUUUGGAGAGUUGCACCAAAAAGCCAAGUUUUCUUCUCUACAAAACAUAAUUUCAAAAUUAUCAGGGACCUUUUAAGGCUUUAGGUAAUUAAUUUUGUGGUAAUCGUAACCUUGUGGUGUGUGACAAUUAAUUUAAUUAAGAUUUCAGCUGUAAUAAUAGGUUAUGGGUGAUAAUUAGGAAUCUUAGAAAUGAUCUAUAUUAUUGUCACAUCAGUUCCAUUUUUGUUAAAAAGAAGGAAUUUGUACAGAAGUACUCUUCCAUAAAUUGACUUAUUUUUUCCUACCACAUAUUCCUCAGAUUACACUUGUUCUUUUAGUAUGGUCUUGUUUUAGUUUGCUACUUUUUUUUUUAAUUUUUUUUUUUUUAAAGCAUGUGCAUUAUUCCCGGUGAUAAUUUAUUUUAUUCAUACAUAACCCUGUGAAAACAUUAUUUUGAAAUAUAUAUUUUUAAAAUCGUUGAGGUGGUGAAUUAUUAAAAAUGAAAAAAUAUGUUAGAAAAACAUUCAACUAUUAAAAUUGUUGAUAUGAUGUCUUAGGAUUUACAAGGAAACCUUUUUUCACUACAUGAGAUGUGAGCUUAUGAAUAAAAGAAAGAUUUUCUGUAUCUUUUCAUUAAUAAGUUCACUUCUGUUUGCAAAGCAUCCUUGUAACCCAAAAACACAUCAAUUCUUAACAUUGAUUUUGCCAUUUAAUAUUUCACUCAUAGGUCAACUUUUUAUAUUGUACUAAUGAAUGAAAAUAUGGCAAACUAAUAUUAUGUUUCUAAUUAACUUGAAAUGUUUUGACUGCCGAUGAUUUUAUGAAAAUAAAUUAUUUUAAAAAUUGUCUUUGUACCUUGAUAAGUUCAAAAUUAUUUACUUUAACCCAUUUGCAUGUAUACUAAAAGAGGAAAAACUGGUGCUUACUGUGAAAAAAUAAUCUUAUUAGGAAACCAUUAAAAUUACAUUUUAAUACAUGAUUUGUAAAUAUUUAAAAUAAUCUUGUGUAUUUAUGUGCUUUAGCUAUAUAGCUACUGUAUGCAUUUUGAAAAUAUAAUAAUAAUAAAAAAGCUAAGCAUUCAAUUAUGUGAGUUAAAUGCAAAUCAAUUAAGUUGUUAAGUAUUAUGUUAUUUUAUGUAUUUAUAUCAAACUGGUUUAACAUGUGACAAGAGUUGUUUGUUUCAGAGUUUUUACAGUGCAAGGAUCCUUAAAAAGUCCUUAUUUUAUUUUAAAGAAGUUAAGUUUCUUUUUUCUUGCCAAGAAAACAUAUCUUGCUAAAAUUUAAAAAAAAGUGUUAGAAAAAGAGAGGGAGUAAUGAGAUAUGGUAAUUUGCGAGACAAAUCCAUCCCUGUCAUAGUGAGAAAAUGAGAAAUGUUCCGAGUAUUGAAUGUUUUUUUUUUUAUUUUUUAUUUUAAUGUACCCCCACUUUCUUGUUGGUAUUUUUUGCAUUAAUAUGCAAGUCUUUCUGUAUUCUGAUAUUUACAACAUUCUUGGAAGCAUUUUUGAUCAUUCGAAUUAAUACUUUAACCCAUGUUUUGAAGUCGAUUGCAAAGAUAACUUUAAAGAUUGUUAAUAUUUUAAAUGCCUUUUUCAGGGUUCUCACUCACUUUGAAAAAUGAAAUUCGCCUCACGUUUUCCAGAAAAAAUCUUUGAAAUUCCAGACUUGAUUUUUGAAUUUGCAGCUUUUCUAAUAAAUCUAAAACUUAUGAUUUCCUUUAAAACAUGAGCAAAAACUAGCUAUUAAGCAUUUGAUAUUGGAGCUAUAGUUGUUAUUCUUUAAUGAUUCUUUCUGCUUAUACGGUUUAGUCUUUGAGUAAGUACUCACUUCAUACGCAAAUAUGUUCAUUCACUUUGAUUUUAGCACAGUGGGUAAAGACAGUGGUGCAGUGAAGGGGGAUUUUUGGGGCUAGAAACACCUCCUGAAGCCUUGGUUUUAGUAUUAUUGCCAAUCCUACUACAGCAGGUUAUACACAUGUAAGGACUGUUUUGAUUUAAAAAAAAACCCUCCAGAAGAUAAUUCUGGCUGUACUAGGGGGUAAAGAACAUAAGAACCUACUUACUGUAGCAGCCUUGAUGCAAAAAAUGUUUUUCCGAGUAUUUUCGCAAUUUUCCAGGUUUUUGAUAAAAUUAAUCCUUUUCUCUGACAUUUCCAUGACCUUUUUUGAUUAAAAUUCAAUUUCCUUGCAAUUCCAGGCUCCCUUGACCUUCAGAACCCUGCUUUUUUGUGAACCAUAUGAAUUUUUAUUUUCAAUUCACAAUGAAUUUCAAUGAACUGUUACAGCCGAUAGUUGUACUUAAGUUGACUACACAUCCCCACUUUAAAGAUCUGCAGACUAAAAAUGUUUUUUGCAAUUUUGCCUAAAAAACAAAACUUGUCUCAUUUCUCCACAUUUCUCUCAACUGAAAUCUACUUCCUAUUUUAUUGUAAUAACCCAUGUUUUUAACAAAUAUUUAUUUAAAACUUGGAGCAAAAUAAACCUGUUUGUUUUUACUUCCCCAAGAGUUCUCAUGUUUGUUAACUAUUUAAUUUUCUGAAAUGUAAAAUUGUUUUAUGUAUGCUCAACAAAGAUCUUUUGCAUGGAAAAUGUAGUAAAUUUUUUCCCAAUGCUUGUCAUGUUUAUAUUUUAAAUUAUUUAUUAUCAUAAAUAUUAUAUUUAUGAAUGUAUACACAUUUGUUUAUUCUUGUGGAUUUUGCCAAAUUUGUUACAAUACAAUAUUCAAAAUAUUUUUCCUCUAUGUACACGUACAAGAUGUUUUAAUAGCUUAAUAAAUAUUUUACAUAUGAAAAUUACUUUCAAAUUAAUGUCUUAUGAAUGCUGUUAACUUAUCAGUAGAGCCUGGAUUAUAUGCACAAUGAAAUCAAUUUAUGCAGUGAAAUUUAUUAUUUCGCCAUGCAAAUAAAAGAUUUUCUGGAUAUAAUGACACAAAUAGCCUUUCUAUAAUUUUUGACAACAUGUAAUAU